AUGAAUUCACGGUGUUUAUUAGUGCUAGCAGCCGCCCUCGGCGUGGCGGUCGCCCAAGAAUCCUUCAAAUGCCCUGACGAUUUCGGCUUCUACCCUCACCACAUCUCCUGUGAUAAAUACUGGAAAUGUGACAACGGAGUAGCCGAAUUGAAGACCUGCGGUAACGGGCUCGCUUUCGAUGCUAGUGACUCCAAAUACUUGACUGAAAACUGUGAUUACCUCCACAAUGUUGAGUGCGGCGAAAGGACACAGCUUGAGCCCCCAAUUUCAACUCCUCACUGCUCAAGACUGUACGGUAUCUUCCCUGACGAAGCCAAGUGUGAUGUUUUCUGGAACUGUUGGAAUGGUGAAGCUUCCCGCUACCAGUGCAGCCCCGGACUUGCUUACGACAGAGAGGCUCGCGUGUGCAUGUGGGCUGACCAGGUCCCAGAGUGCAAGAAUGAGGAGGUAGCAAACGGUUUCCACUGCGGCCCUGGUGAGGUCGCCAAUGCUGGAUCUUUCAGCCGUCACGCUCAUCCUGAAGACUGCCGCAAAUACUACAUCUGUCUCGAGGGAGUAGCUCGUGAAUACGGAUGCCCAAUCGGCACCGUCUUCAAGAUCGGUGAUGCUGACGGCACUGGAAAUUGCGAAGACCCCGAAGAUGUUCCCGGAUGCGAGGACUACUAUGGUGAUUUGGACCUGAAGAGCAUCCGCAAGAGCGAGCUGCUCGCCGGCCUCCACAGCAGCCAGUCUCAAUCCGUCCAGCCCAAGAUCAAACCACGUCCCCAAAAAGAAAAC
Molecule: messenger RNA, 777 nt
Organism: Brenthis ino (lesser marbled fritillary)
Lineage: Eukaryota; Metazoa; Arthropoda; Insecta; Lepidoptera; Nymphalidae
Source: the annotation of a GenBank genome assembly